Molecule: messenger RNA, 2103 nt
Organism: Rasamsonia emersonii CBS 393.64
Lineage: Eukaryota; Fungi; Ascomycota; Eurotiomycetes; Eurotiales; Trichocomaceae
Product: APSES transcription factor
Exons: 3
Coding region: 1-2103 (700 amino acids)
Cellular component (GO): SBF transcription complex; MBF transcription complex
Molecular function (GO): DNA binding; protein binding; transcription regulator activity
Source: RefSeq, a predicted model, not a curated record
AUGGCGGCGGUAAAUGACAACAGAAUCUACUCUGCCACCUACAGUGGGGUGCCGGUCUAUGAGUACAAGGUCGAUGGCGAGAGUGUGAUGCGACGGCGAUCAGAUGACUGGAUCAAUGCGACUCAUAUCCUGAAAGUAGCCGGUUUCGACAAGCCUGCAAGGACACGCAUUCUCGAACGCGAGGUGCAAAAAGGUGUCCAUGAGAAAGUGCAGGGCGGAUAUGGCAAGUAUCAAGGGACAUGGAUUCCUCUCUCGGAUGGUCGCCUGCUCGCGGAGCGUAAUAAUAUCCUUGAUAAAUUAGCUCCGAUCUUCGAUUUUGUGCCCGGAGAUCGGAGCCCGCCGCCAGCGCCAAAGCAUGUCACCGCGGCUUCAUCAAAACCCAGGGUCCCGCGAGCGUCUGCGGUUGGCAAGAGAAUGAUGCCAGAAGACCUCUCUUUCAAUUCUGUCCGACCUCAGAGGAUGGGUGCGUCCAGUUUCUCUCAGGAGCAGUAUGAGAUGGGCGCCCCUGGAUUCGAGGAGGAUGAAUCAAUUGAACAGACAACGGUCGAGUCCUCGUCAAUGAUGGCUGAGGAAGACAUGGUCCCGAUGUCGCAACAUUCCACCCAUUCGCGAAAGCGGAAACGCGGAGUGAAUGACAUGAAUGCCAUGUCAAUCAGCGAGCAAGAACACAUCCUGUACGGGGACCAGCUCCUGGAUUACUUCAUGACUGUUGGUGAUGCUCCAGAGGCAGCUAGGAUCCCGCCUCCGGUACCGCCUGCCAAUUUCCAGGUGGAUCGUCCUAUCGAUGAUUCGGGCAACACUGCGCUUCACUGGGCCGCCGCAAUGGGCGAUUUGGAAAUUGUCCGAGACCUCCUGCGUAGAGGUGCGGACGUCCAAGCAGUAUCAAUCCACGAUGAGACCCCGCUCGUCCGGGCGGUCCUAUUCACGAACAAUUAUGAGAAGAGAACGAUGCCAGCUCUCGCCAAUCUCCUCCAGGAAAAUAUUACAUUCUGUGACUGGUUCGGAGCGACUGUCUUCCAUCAUAUUGCCGAGACGACCAGGAGUAAGGGCAAAUGGAAGAGUGCGCGGUAUUACUGUGAGGUUCUCCUACAAAAGCUUCGCGAUUCGUUCCCACCCAGUGAGAUGGAAAGGCUGCUCUGUUGCCAGGAUGCCAAUGGAGAUACUCCUGCUCUGGUUGCCGCGCGCAAUGGGAAUUUUCGCCUGGUGUCCUUGCUCCUCCUUCACUGCCCUGAUGCAGGGAAUCUGGUGAACAAAAAGGGUGAAACGGCGGCCGGCAUUAUGGAGCAGAAAUGUCAAGAAAACUUCAUUCCUAACCCUCCCUCGAGCGUCACUCACGGUAAUGACCGGGCCGAUGGCGAACCCCUGGGUCCCAAUGACUCGGAAAACCCCCCGAAUGCUCAGUCGAAGUCACCUCCUGGGGCCUCGGCUUUACUGUCGAAGAUCGGGGCGCUCAUGGACGAUGCAUAUCAGAAACUCACACAAGCGUAUGGGAACGCAAAGAUCGGUCAGCAAGCGGCCGAUGAUGGAGCGAAUCCGGAGGCGCUGUAUGAGCAGUUGGAGUCUGAUCGCCAGGCCAUCCAGAAAGAGUCGUUCAUGCUGUCAUCAAAGGAAGAUGAAAAGGAGCCACUCGAGACGCAGAUGGCGCGGUAUGAAAAGGUGCGACAGCGCUGCGAAUCGUUUAUCGAGCAAAUCCAGCAGGCGCGUCUGUCAGAGCGCUUUGCGGCCGCGUCGGCUGCGGUGGCCGAGGACCCUCCGCGCACCACACCCCCGAAUGCCGAAGAACUGAGCAAGCUCUACCAGGUGGCGCGUGAGUUGUCGUUGGCUCAGAAGGCUCGUCGUGCUGCAGUCACCAAUCUCAUCCAGCAGAAAGCCGAUGCUGGCGUGAGCACAAAGCUGGACAUGCACCGGAAACUGGUGGCUUUGGCAACUGGAUUGAAAGAAGAGGAGCUGGAUCCUAUGUCGGCUGAGCUUGCUGAGACUCUGGAGUUUGACCGCAUGAAUGGGAAGACACAUAGGGCCAACUCGCCAGAACAGCGGCCCAUGCCGAACAAGGAGUCAGUCUCGGCAGCCCUCCCAAGCACUGUUGUGUCAGUUGAUGCCUAG